AGAACGAUCAAUAUUCACAUCCCUACUGUCUGACCUGGUUGACCUGGUUCACUUCAACACCAUGGGGGCUCUCCUCUCGAUUCCUCUCUUGGCCCUUCCCAGCGCCAGCACGCUCAUCACCGUUGCGACAUCAUGUUGUGGUGCUGCGACGUGCUCGGCGGUGUGUAGCGCAUGUGGGAAGUUUCAGAACAGCAUGGCCACGAGAAUCGCAUAUGCGUUCAUCCUACUCAUCAACUCGAUCAUAUCCUGGAUCAUGCUCACCCCGUGGGCCCUGAAAAAGUUACAGAACAUGACGUUGGAUUACAUGGAAAUCAAAUGCGACGGGAAAGAAUGCCACGGUUGGGUCGCCGUCCAUCGCAUCAACUUCGCUUUGGGUCUCUUCCAUCUGAUCCUCGCGUUCAUGCUCCUGGGGGUCCGAUCGACCAGGAACGGUCGGGCGGCUCUACAGAACGGCUUCUGGGGCCCCAAGGUCGUUCUGUGGAUCCUCCUGGUCGUCGCCUCGUUCUUCAUUCCUGAACAGUUCUUCUUCGUCUACGGCACCUACAUUGCGUUCCUGUGCGCCAUGCUCUUCCUCCUGCUGGGCUUGAUCCUGUUGGUGGACCUGGCCCAUUCGUGGGCCGAGCUCUGUCUGCAGAAGAUCGAGGACAGCGGGUCGGGUCUCUGGCGGGGCUUGCUGAUCGGCUCCACGGUGGGAAUGUACGUUUCGUCGCUCGUGAUGACGAUUUUGAUGUAUAUCUUCUUCGCGCGCAGCCAGUGCCACAUGAACCAGGCAGCAAUCACGAUCAAUCUGGUCGUAUUCUUAAUCACCUCCUUCGUGUCGGUCCAACCCGUCGUCCAGGAGGCCAACCCCCGGGCGGGAUUGGCACAGGCCGCGAUGGUGACUGCAUACUGCACAUACUUGACCAUGUCGGCGGUGUCGAUGGAACCCGAUGACAACAGCUGCAACCCGUUGAUCCGCGCGCGCGGCACGAGAACGGCGACGAUUGUGCUGGGCGCGAUCGUCACCAUGGCCACCAUCGCGUACACGACGACCCGUGCGGCGACCCAGGGUAUUGCGCUAGGGUCCAAGGGCGGACACGGUUACUCCGCCGUCGGGACGGACGACAACGAGCAUGGUUUGGUGACCCAGCAGCCGACCGCUCGCCGGGAGAUGCGCGCCGAGGUUCUGCGGCGAGCCGUCGCCAGCGGCAGUCUCCCCGCCAGCGCGUUGGACGAAGACAGCGACGACGAGUCGGACGAUGGCCAGGAUCGGGAUGACGAGCGGGGAUCGACCCAGUACAACUACUCCCUGUUCCACGUGAUCUUCUUCUUGGCCACAACCUGGGUGGCGACCUUGCUGACCCAGAACCUGGACCCGGACACGGUGGACGACUUUGCGCCGGUGGGCCGGACCUACUGGGCCAGUUGGGUGAAGAUCAUCAGCGCAUGGGUCUGCUAUGCGAUCUACCUGUGGACCUUGGUUGCCCCGGUUGUUCUGCCCGAUCGUUUUGAUACCUAUUAGUAUUGACCUCUAGAGCUGGUCGAUCCGGAUUCCUGUAAUUAUGGUUCCUGGAGUUGGGGUUGUGCGAUGGUCGCACAUUCGGUCGUUUCCAUUAGCAUGUCUUUUUAGUUUUUUAGAAUGUUGCAACCGAAUUUUACAGACGCAGCGAUUCUGUCUGUACUCAUGAUACUAUACUAUCC
Messenger RNA from Aspergillus campestris IBT 28561, 1680 nucleotides. Its product is annotated as serine incorporator domain-containing protein. Lineage: Eukaryota; Fungi; Ascomycota; Eurotiomycetes; Eurotiales; Aspergillaceae. The transcript has 4 exons. Gene Ontology annotation, cellular component: membrane. The coding region runs from base 62 to 1501 and encodes 479 amino acids. The record is from RefSeq and is a predicted model, not a curated record.